AUGGCGACUUCGUCCGCUAUAAGUCGAGCAGUUCUCACUCGCGCGGUGCCAGCAACAGCGUCUCGAAUUUCCUUCUCCCGCGUGCAUUCCCAUAGCCUCGCGCAAUUGGCGGCGCCCGAAAGGGCGGCAUCCAAGCGGUCGCGGCAAUGGCAGAUUCACGCGACGCGAGCCGAGAGCCGGCAGGACUCCGCCUCGUCGCCCGUGUCGCCCUCGUCCGCAGAAGCAGCUAAAAGCGAUCUUAAAGAAGCGGCGCCGGGAGCGGCGGCAGCGCCGACGGGAUCGUGGGGCGGGUUCGGCUUUACGAAGCAGAACGAGCUGUUCGUGGGCCGCGUGGCGAUGCUGGGAUUCGCGGCGUCUCUUCUGGGGGAGGCGGUAACCGGGCAGGGCAUUCUGGAACAGCUGAAUCUCGAGACGGGGAUCCCCGUGUAUGAAGCCGAGCCGCUGCUGCUCUUCUUUGUCCUAUUCAACAUGCUCGGUGCGGUCGGCGCGCUGGGGGACCGCGGGAAGUUUGUCCUGGAGCCGGUCAAGCCGCCCGUGCCGCCCGCGAAUGCCGGGUGGAAGGGCGCGCUCGGAUUGGUGGAGAAUGGUCCCGUCCUCGGGUUCACCAAGUCAAACGAGCUUUUCGUGGGUCGCGUGGCGCAGCUAGGGUUUGCCGCAUCCCUAAUCGGAGAGGUGAUUACAGGGAAAGGCGCGCUGGCACAACUCAAUAUAGAGACGGGUGUUCCUGUAUCGGAGAUAGAGCCUCUGGUGAUUCUGGGGAUAAUGCUGCUGUUCCUAUCGGCCAUCAACCCCGGUACUGGCAAGUUUAUUAACGAUGAUGAUGACAGUGCUGAUACGUUUUAA
Messenger RNA from Closterium sp. Naga37s-1, 843 nucleotides. NCBI's taxonomy places the organism in Eukaryota, Viridiplantae, Streptophyta, Zygnematophyceae, Desmidiales, Closteriaceae. The record is from the annotation of a GenBank genome assembly.